AUGCCAUUAGACAUUAGUUGUGCCUUCUUCACUGAGGCGCUGGAAAUAGGUGCAGUGUGUCAUUUCGACCAAGAUGAACUUCCUGCCGCGCCUCAGGACGCUUGGGUGAAACCCAUGAGCAUUAUGCCAGCAGCAGCGAAAGAGCAUUUGCGCUUGCCUGGCAACCACAAUGUUCAACCUCGAACAGACCACCGACAAAAAACACAGCUGGUCUGGGAUUUGCCGUUGCCGCGAAUUAUUGAUUCGAGGCCAUGUGUUUGCACCACCUGUCGUCGCUCAAGUGAACAGCCCGAGUGCUUGAUGUGGCAUGUCCAACCUUCGGAACUUCACGUCUUAGUGCACAAGCGGCCAAAGAAGGGAAACAUUUGGUUUACGCGAACGUUCCUGCUGUUCGCGGUCCAAGAUUUUUACGAACAUUGGAACGCCAAGUCCCUCCGAAGAAUGCUGGCGACGCAUUAUGCUUGGAACUCAAUCACCUUGUUGCAGCGGGCCCAGCCCAAAUGGCGGAUUUGUCGGUUACCCUUUGCAAACACACUUCGCAGUAUGCUGUUCGAUGCCUUGGAGCACUGGCUUCCGACCAUUUGUGGCCCGCUGCAACAAGCAGUUUUGCAGUAUUCUGGUCAGAUUGUUCGCGGCGAUGGCAACUACAAAAUAGGUAAAAAACUGCUGUCUCAUGCUGAUGGGAAGCCCUGUCGUGUCAUUUUGGCCUGGACUGGACUGGACGGUUGCCUUUUGCAGCCGCCGACAGCGUCCCCUACUGAAGACAUUGCGGACAUCGAGCCAGACCUGCGAAGCUUGCUCCAACAAAUCAGAACCGCUCGCCUGGCUGCUGGCUGUAGUUUGUUGGAAUCGCAGCCGGUGGCCCACUGUACCGAUCGGUACGGCCAACACCGUCUUCAACUGCAACGAAUCUAUCAGCAUAAUGUCUGGGGAGAAAACGCCUUAGUAGUCGAGGCUUCCACUGCGAAGGGUGAUGCAGUUUCAGUCAGUGCUCGGGACAAGAACGAAUUGACCCAGAUCACAGGAGACCCGUUUCAUGAUGUGCUGGCCUUGCGCAGAGUCGCCGCUUGUCGCUUGCCAGACGCUGCCACCAUGGUGCGGGAUCACAUCGAUUGUUUGGGCAGGCUAUCGGCGCCGGUGGAGCUAGCUACUGCCAAACGUAAUGCAGCAGAACUGAUUGAGCUCGACUCUGGCCUGCACUUCCUGCUGCGAGCAACCGUCACCGAAUCAGCAAGUGUUUGGGCGCAGACUAAAGCAGCCAACACAGAACACUUGUCAGCUCUCCGUGCCUUUUUGGUCCAGCAAAGGGUUUUGGAAGCAAAGACAUGGAAGAACGUCUUCAAUGCAAAACCACCACGCAGAACAUUGGAACAGAUUUGCACCAGAGUUGGGGCCAAGCCAGUCCAUGGUUUCUUCAAUUAUCGUGACAGUGGUGCAUUCCAGACGGAGUUGAAGCGCAUUGUGCUCUGGUACAACCGACCUAGAAGAGCGACGGCGCAAUCACAGAAGAUGCCACGCAGCAAGCGGCAAAAGAAAACCUUGGUCGCCAACCGCAAAGCCAUGACAGACAAACCCCUGCGAAUCGAAGGCAUGCUGGCUUGGAAAAAAGUUGCUUUGGAAGUGCGAGCUGCGAGUGUUCCUUUACGGACUGGCACCAUGAGCGUCGAAAAAUUUUGGGCCUUGUUCUAUGACUACAUACCGAAGUCGACAACCAGGAUCAGCUUACGAUUCUUCCGCAUCUUGGCCCAGUUGGUGCUCAUUCGUUUCAACAUCGUGCAUUUCACCAGUGGGAAUCUACCAGGAUGGGUUGAUGGAGACACGCUCUUACACCAACGCUUGGAUGCCGCAGACGCAGCCCUCCGGUUGCUCAUGGGUGGUGGUUGUAAUGGUGAUGGAGACAGUAGCGGGGCAUCUGCUUUGUUCGAUCCUUUCUUGGCUAUCAACUAG
Cladocopium goreaui is the source of this 1947-nucleotide messenger RNA. The record is from the annotation of a GenBank genome assembly. Lineage: Eukaryota; Dinophyceae; Suessiales; Symbiodiniaceae.